CGUUGCUACCCUCAGAUUGGGUCAUCCACCAUGGCUGAGUGUGCAAGAGGAAGUGAAACUGAGGCCGAGUGUCCCAAGGCUGAAAGUGGCACUUACACAGAUGAUGGGACCUCUAAUCCGGAAUAUCCAUCCAAAAAGUAUGGCCGACAGCGUUACUGUGAGGGUGACAUGCAGUAUAAAGAUUAUGUUCAGAGUGAGAGAAACUUAGAGUAUGAUAUCUGUAACAUGUGGUGCAGUAAGCCACUUUCUGUCCUGCAAGAUUACUGCGAUGCUAUUAAGGUCCAUAUCUUCUGGCCACUUCUGUUUCAAAAUGAGAACAGUUCCAUCAUAUCGCGACUUCACCCCUGUGUGGAUCCUACGGAUUCUCUAGCUCCUGAGAUGAGUUUGAAGAAAUUACAGCAUAUUGAGUUGAUGGAAGAUAUUGUUGAUUUGAUAAAGAGAGUUGUGAAUGAUCCAUUCUUUAUCGGAAGCUUACUGCGAAUUGGCUACAAAAUUGAAAAUAAAAUCUUGGCCAUGGAAGAAGCUUUGAACUGGGUGAAAUAUACUGGUGAUAUGACAAUUCUGCCUAAGUUGGGAGCCAUUGACAAUUGUUGGCCCAUGUUGAGUAUUUUCUUUACCGAAUAUAAAUACCACAUAACUAAAGUGGUGACAGAAAGCUACAAUUUGCUGCAAGACUUUAAAAUACAAAACUGUCCGGAGUGUAUCGAGCAAGGGGAAGUCAUGAAGGUCAAAGGAAAUGACGCAUUUUCCAAAGAAAGAUUUGAUAUGGCUAUUAUCUAUUACACCAGAGCCAUUGAGUAUAGUCCGGAAAAUCACGUUCUUUACGGUAACCGAGCGCUUUGUUUUCUUCGCACUGGACAGUUGAGAAAUGCUCUCGGUGAUGGAAAGCGAGCAACCAUUCUGAAGAGUGGUUGGACCAAGGGUCAUUAUCGUUAUUGUGAUGCUCUUUCUAUGCUGGGGGAGCUUGACUGGGCCCUACAAGCAAAUAUAAAGGCUCAAAUACUCUGUAGGAAUGACCCUGAGGGGAUCAAGGAUCUAACUCAGCAGCAGUUUAAGUUGCAAAAUCAAAUAGAAGACCUGCAAGGUCGAGCCACAAAUCGGAAUCCAAUUAAAGCCUUUUACGAAAGCAGGGCCUACAUCUCUACUUUAUCAGCACCUGCAUUCACGGCUUCACUCAACUUCGUGGAUUGUAGAAAAGAUUCCAGGAAGUCCAAUCCCAGAAUGGCCAGUGGUGGUCGUCAUAAUUCAAGGAUGGGGAACGACUCGUCAAAAUCCGAUGACUCUGGCUAUAAUUCUGAUAUUGGACAGGCCUCAGGCCAGACUUCAAAACAUAAGGGAAGACAGAGAUCCAGAAACAAUGAAGCGGAGAGAUUCAGUGCUUCAAACUCAGAAACAACUCUACCUAUGGAUUUAAAAACCCUCUUGGAGAAUCAGUUUUCUAAAUCUUCCAGAGCUGCAAACCAGGACUUUGCAAACAUCAUGAAGAUGCUGAGGAGCCUCAUCCAGGACGGUUACACAGCUCUGCUGGACCAGAGAUGCCGGAGCGCCGCUCAGGCCUUCAACGAGCUGCUCAAUGGGCUGGACCCUCAGAAAAUCAAGCAACUGAACCUAGCCAUGAUCAACUACGUCUUGGUCGUCUACGGACUGGCCAUUUCUCUCCUUGGAAUAGGACAGCCUGAGGAAUUGUCAGAGGCUGAGAACCAGUUCAAGAGGAUGAUCGAACACUACCCCAGCGAGGGCCUUGACUGCCUGGCCUACUGCGGGAUUGGAAAAGUGUACCUGAAGAAAAACAGGUUUCUGGAAGCUCUGGAUCACUUCCAGAGAGCCCGGACCUUGAUUUGCCGCCUCCCUGGAGUUCUGACUUGGCCCACAAGCAAUGUGGUGAUCGAGGAGACAAAGCCUGGAAAGAUCAAGAUGCUAUUGGAAAAAUUCGUUGAGGAAUGCAAGUUCCCUCCAGUACCUGAUGCUAUUUGCUGCUAUCAGCAGUGCCGAGGAUACUCCAAAAUCCAGAUCUACAUAUCAGACCCUGAUUUUAAGGGCUUCAUUCGGAUCAGCUGCUGCCAGUAUUGUAAGAUUGAAUUUCACAUGAAUUGUUGGAAGAAGUUGAAGACCACCACCUACAAUGACAAAAUCGACAAGGACUUCCUGCAGGGAAUCUGUCUUACCCCUGACUGCGAAGGAAUCAUUUCCAAGAUCAUCAUCUAUAGCAGCGGCGGAGAAGUUAAAUGUGAAUUUGAACACAAAGUCGUAAAAGAGAAAGGUACUCCAAAGCCUAUUCUGAAGCAGAAGUGUUCUAGCGUGGAGAAGUUAAAACUGAAAGAAGAAAAAAAGCUGAAGAGAAAGAUCCAGAAGAAGGAAGCAAAGAAAUUAGCCCAGGAGCGAUUGGAAGAGGAUCUGCGGGAAAGGAAUCCCCCCAAACAGGAAGAGCAGAAGAAAGAAGCAGCCCAGAAAUGCCAGUGCCUGGAUGACAGGAUCCUGCAGUGCAUCAGGCAGUACUCGGACAAGAUCAAAUCCGGCGUCCUGAACCCCACCAAGCUUCUCAAGGAGCUGCUGUCCUGGAAGGUGCUGACCACUGAGGACUACACCACUUGCUUCUCCAGCCGCAACUUCGUCAAGGAAGCCGUCGACUAUGUCAUUCACUUCUUGAUUGAGAAAAAUAACCGUGUGAAGACGAGAAUCUUUGUGCAUGUGUUGAGUGAACUCAAAGAAGUGGAGCCAAAACUUGGGACCUGGAUCCAGAAGCUCAAUGGCUUUGGCCUUGAUGCCACAGGACCUUUUCUUUUACGAUACGGAGCAUCUCUGAAGGAUAUUGAUUUCAGCAUCAUGACUUUUCUCUGGAAUGAGAUGUAUGGCCAUAAACUGGCUUCCAUUGAAGGCAAGCAGCUGGAUUAUUUCUUUGAGCCAUCGUCCUCAGAGGAGGCAAGAUUUCUGAUAUGGCUCCUGGAGGAAAACAGGGAAAAAUUCCCGGCAUUGCAGAGUGCUCUGGACGAAUUCUUUGAUGUAAUGGACAGUCGCUGUACCGUGCUGAGGAAACAUGACAGUGGGGAGGUUCCGCUGAGCACUCCCAAGCCAAAAAACAAAGGCAAGAAAAAGAAGCCGAAAGAUUUAAAGCCCAAGUUAGUUGGAUCUGGAACAGCUUCAGUCACAACAAAUAACGAUGCUGUCACCUCUGGCGAAGACCAUAAAUCCACUGCCAGUUCUUCAGGCCCAUUUGUGAUCCCUGAGCAUCUCCGGCAGGACGUGGAAGAAUUCGAAGCCCUGUAUGAGCAGCAGAACAGCGGCGAAUAUGUCGUCCGCAACAAGAAACUCUGGGACAUCAACCCAAAGCAGAAAUGUUCGACUCUGUAUGACUACUUUUCUCAGAUGCUGGAGGAGCACGGCCCCCUGGACAUGAGCAACAAGAUGUUCUCCGAGGAAUAUGAGUUUUUCCCUGAGGAGACCCGGCAGAUCCUGGAGAAGGCAGGCGGCCUCAAGGCCUUUCUCCUGGCCUGCCCACGCUUCGUGCUCAUCGACAACUGCAUCGCACUGAAGAAAGUCGCAUCCCGCCUCAAGAAGAAGCGAAAGAGGAGGAACAUCAAGGUGAAAGUCGAGGAGAUCACAGCCAAGUCCGGGGAGUAUCUGAGGGCCAAGCUCCCCCUUAAUCCAGCCGCUCGGGAAUUCAAACCCGAUGUCAAGCCCACGGCCCCAGCUGCCGUUGAGCUGCCCAGAGCAGCACCUGCCAAUGCGAGUCCCCCCAAGCCAGCAUCUGAAGUGGCUCCGAAGCCCAAAUCCCCAAAAGCUACAUCAGGUCCUGCCUCUGGAUCACUCCCCGAGGCUGCACCCCCCAAAGCUGGGGUCACUCCUGAGUCCCCCUUGCCCAGUGCCAAAGACGCAGGUCUCCAGUGUGUCUCCUGCCCUUCUCCAGUUAAGGCAUCUGAGGCCGUGGCACCCACCUACUGGGCACAACCCCAGGUGGUCUCGGGCUACUGCGCCUAUGUCCCCGUCCGGGGCUUCGGCAUUGCCCAGACGCCCCCCACUUACAUCAACGUGAUCACCAGCAUGCCCACCUAUGCCAGUGUGUGCGCCCCCGUGGCAGGGGCAGUUCCCACCGAGUACACCAUGCCCAGGCCCGUGCCCGUGGUCCCCAUGUUCGUGGCCAGCGCCGCAGCAGAGGAGACAGCUGCGCCCUGUGUAGAGGGUCCCCCACUGAGUGCCCAGGGAGUCCCUGCUGACAAGACAGCCUGCAAGAUACAGAUCUUGGCAAAACCGGCCAUGCCUCCACGCAUCAUGGAAGAGUCGGCCAGCCAGUGCCAAGAAGCAGAUUUUCCACCCACAAAAGUGGCUGCCAUUCAGGUGUCUUUGCUUCUGGUGGAUCAAGAAAUCAACACUGAGCCCUUCAGCCCCUUUGAGGCCAAACUGGGAGAAAUUUCACAGCUUGAAAAGGAGUACUACAUUCUGCAGCAGCAGCUGCAGGAAGCCUGCAACAGUUACGAGCAGAAAAAACUGCAGAGCUCAGAAGAGACCAAGGAUCUGGAAGAAAAGCUGACAAGGAACUUGGAAGAAAACAAGAUUUCAAAGACAGAAUUGAACUGGUUCCUUCAAGAUUUGGAGAAAGAAAUAAAAAAAUGGGAGCAGGAGAAGGAAGAGAUCCAAGACAAACUCAAAGCACUCAAAAAGAAGAUGAAGACAUUUUUGACUUCCAGUGAGACAUACCACAGAAAAAAUGACAACCAUGAUCAGGACCAGGAAUCCUCUCUGGAUGAGGCUCCUGAAAUCAGUCGCAUAUUCGCCGAGGAGAAGGCGCAGGUGGAGGAAUGCAUCAAGAGAGGCAAAGACAGCUACGAAGAGAGUCUUCAACGGGCCAUGUCUGCUGAGGUGGCUGUGCUUGAAACCUGGAAAGAGACUGAAAUGUACAAGUUACAGGUCAUGGAGUCCCAGGCUGAAGCUUAUCUGAACAACCUCAAACUCAAGAGGAGUGAUUCUGCAGCCUCUCCAGAUCUCGAUUCUGACAUACAGACCUGGGAAUCUUUUCUCUCUAAUGUCCAGAAAGAAACUGAGAAAGCAAAGGCCCAGUUUGAGGAGCAAAUUAAGAGGAUUAAAAAUGGCUCUCGACUGAGUGACCUUUCUAAAGUCCAGGUCUCCGAGCUGUCCUUUCCUGCCUGCCGCAAGGUGAGCCCUCAGCCGACUGCUGAGUCGUCGGGCUCCAAGGAUCAGGCCCCUGCCGCUGCCGUGAGUCCCGGGACCGAGGACCAAGCAGCAGCUCCCCAAGAGUCUUGUGUGACCUCUGCCAGCGAUGGCCUCGCUGGAGCCUCUCCUACCGUAGAUGAAGCCAGCACAGACCCUACUGCUCUAACUGAAGUCCGCCAGGAGCGCCUAGAGCCUGUUGAGAUGUUGCAUCCACGCCUGUCUAUGUCCAGCGUCAUGGAGCAGCUCUAUGGGUUGUUCCCGUGUUUCAGCAGUGCCCAGCUGGCUGAGUUCAUUGAAGAAGUCUAUGACAGGGACAUGAUGUUGCUGUCGGAAUUGAGCACUGAGGAAUUUGUGCAGCGAGUGAUUGAGUUCAUGUUGGAGGAUGAGCCUGAUUCAGAGGAUGAGUCGGCCUCUGGUGCAGCCGCUGCAGCCAGCGACCCCGAAGACCUGCCCUUCUCUGCAGCUGGAGCCUCGGCUGGAGCCCAUGAGCACAGGAGAGGGCAGCGGAGUCUUUGUGCCAAUAAUUUCUGUGAAAUCUGCCAGGAAGUUUUCAACAAUUCCAAAAAUAUGCGUGUGUUGAGUUGUGGACACAAAUACCACAAAGCGUGCCUCAGGCAGUGGCUUCAGGAACAGAGUGACUGCCCUGUGUGCCUGGAACUCAACCUUCUAGAUGAAGAAUAAACACCCCGCCCCCCCCCCCAAAGCACCCGUGGGGCUCAGCUUGGGUGGAAUGCAGGAGUCAGUGCCAUCACCACCACCACCACCACCACCACCACCAUCAUCACCACCCCCGACAGCCGCCCCACCACUGGGGGGUGGGUUCUCCGGCUCCCGGGGGUCAAGCUGAAGCCUCAUCCAUCCUUUAGUUGCUUAGUCCCUUUUCCACUCAGAUUCAGCACUCAGACCACAGCGACACAGUGGCUCAGAGAGUCCGGGGGUUCCCAGUCUUGCACUGUCGGGGCUCCCACAGAGGCUCUUUGAGGUCAGAGCUGCCUCCAAAGGGGGGAUCAUAAGCACCCCUGAUAGAAUUUGUGGUCUGAAUCUUCUUGCCCAACUCACACGACCCGAGUCUGUAUUUCCUCAAAAGAACAAACAAAUUGACGUUUUUAAGGGGACGGAGCGGCAGUGCAGCAAGUUGGGGCACUUGCCUCACACAUAGCACUCCCUGAUUUAAUCUUUGGCACCCCAUAGGGUCCUCCCUGAGCACUGCCAGGUGUGGCCUAAGAA
Messenger RNA from Suncus etruscus (white-toothed pygmy shrew), 6393 nucleotides. RefSeq names its product tetratricopeptide repeat domain 3 (gene TTC3). NCBI's taxonomy places the organism in Eukaryota, Metazoa, Chordata, Mammalia, Eulipotyphla, Soricidae. The record is from RefSeq and is a predicted model, not a curated record. Gene Ontology annotation, biological process: ubiquitin-dependent protein catabolic process. Gene Ontology annotation, molecular function: protein binding; ubiquitin-protein transferase activity. The transcript has 46 exons. Bases 31 to 5847 code for a protein of 1938 amino acids.